UUUAACCUGUGUAACAGUUCAAUAACCUGACAGUUUAACCUGUGUAACAGUUCAAUAACCUGACAGUUUAACCUGUGUAACAGUUCAAUAACCUGACAGUUUAACCUGUGUAACAGUUCAAUAACCUGACAGUUUAACCUGUGUAACAGUUCAAUAACCUGACAGUUUAACCUGUGUAACAGUUCAAUAACCUGACAGUUUAACCUGUGUAACAGUUCAAUAACCUGACAGUUUAACCUGUGUAACAGUUCAAUAACCUGACAGUUUAACCUGUGUAACAGUUCAAUAACCUGACAGUUUAACCUGUGUAACAGUUUAAUAACCUGACAGUUUAACCUGUGUAACAGUUUAAAGUGUAGUUUAUUAUCACCUACAGUUUUUUAUUUAUUUCUGUAUUGUUCAAUUAUGUACAUCUCUCAGCCGUCUGUUCGGAAAGUAUUCAGACCCCUUGACUUUUUCCACAUUUUGUUACGUUACAGCCUUAUUCUAAAAGUGAUUAAAUUGUUUUUCCCCCUCAUCAAUCUACACACAAUACACCAUAAUGACAAAGCAAGAACAGUUUUUAAAAAAAUGUUUGCUAAUUUAUAAAAAUAUAAAAAAUGGAAAUAUCACAUUUACAUAAGUAUUCAGACCCUUUACACAGUACUGUGUUUUAGCAACUUUGGCAUAAGGUUGAAGCAAUUGUGCGUAGAGCUCCGAGACAGUAUUGUGUCGAGUCACAGAUCUGAGGAAGGGUACCAAAACAUUGCUGCAGCAUGGAAAGUCCCCCAAAACAUAGUGACCUCCAUCAUUCUUAAAUGGAAGAAAUUUGGAACCACCAAAACUCUUCCUAGAACUGGCCGCCUGGACAAACUGAGCAAUCGGGGGAGAAAGGCCCUGGUCAGGGAGGUGACCAAGAACCCGACGGUCACUCUGACAGAGCUCCAGAGUUCCUCAAUGGAGAUGGGAGAACAUUCCAGAAGGAAAACCAUCUCUGCAUCACUCCACCAAUCAGGCCCUUAUGCUAGAGUGGCCAGACGGAAGCCACUCCUCAGUAAAAGGCACAUGAUAGCCUGCACCUAAAGGACUCUCAGACCAUGAGAAACAAGAUUCUCUGGUCUGAUGAAAGCAAGAUUGAACUCUGGCCUGAAUGCCAAGCGUCACGUAAGGAGGAAACCUGGCACCAUUUCUACGGUGAAGCAUGGUGGUGGCAGCAUCAUGCUGUGGGGAGGUUUUUCAGCAUCAGGGACUGGGAGACUAGUCAGGAUCGCAGGAAAGAUGAACGGAGCAAAGUACAGAGAAAUCAUUGAUGAAAACCUGCUCCAGAGCACUCAAGACCUCAGACUGGGGCGAAGGUUCACCUUCUAAUAUAACAACAACCCUAAGCACACAGCCAAGACAGCGCAGGUGUGGCUUUGGGACAAGUAUCUGAAUGUCCUUGAGUGGCCCAGCCAGAGCCCGGACAUGAACACGAUUGAACAUCUCUGGAGAGACCUGAAAAUAGCUGUGCAGCAAUGGUCCUCAUCUAACCUGACAGAGCUUGAUAGGAUCUGCAGAGAAGAAUGGGAGAAACUCUCCAAAUACAGGUGUGCCAAGCUUGUAGCAUCAUACCCAAGAAGACUCAAGGUUAUAAUUGCUGCCAAAGGUGCUGUGAGUCUUUCUGGGCGAGUCUCUUAAGAGCUUUCCACAGCUGGAUUGUGCAACAUUUGCCCAUUAUUGUUUUCAAAAUUCUUCAAGCUCUGUCAAAUUGGUUGUUGAUCAUUGCAAGACAAAAGGUCUUGCUAUAGAUUUUCAAGUAGCUGAUCUAGUGGUAGAAAGAGUUAUGUAUGUGGCCUUUACUGUAGCCUACAGGCUGGAGACAAAAAUAAAUGACCAUGGAAAUGAUACAGAAACUUUUUACAUCAUGCAGGUUUCUCCAAUCAAAUAGCCUGACCUAAAUGGCACCCAAUCAAAACAAAAUGCGCUGACAUGUUAACAAACAACAUAUUCUAAAAACGGGACAGGUCAAAGUCAAAUGGACAAUAUGGAAUGGACGGUCAGGCUACUCACAACUGCUGUCCAGGAGUUUCAUCCAGUGGGCUAAAUGUUCAUGAUCAGUUGUUUUGUGUUCGUAUCCAUACAGUUUUUACCAGCUGAUCAUAGCUAAAAAGAAAAUACUUCUGCAUUUCCCGCUGUGUAAACACAUUGCCAAUAGGUUCUUGAUAACUCCUCCUGAUAAAGUCGGGUAGCUGAUAUUCAGAGCUUAAAUAGACAAAUUGAUUAGUCACAGGAAUCCGGACUAAUAAAGCCAAUGCAACGGCCUGUUUUUAAAAAACAGUGGGCCUACCACAUGGAUGGGCAUUCAUAAAAUUCCAUUGCUAGCUGACAUGGUAGGCUACACCCCAGUAAGCACGGACUGAGGCCAACAUCUUUUUUUGGUCCUGUUCGGACCAGCUGUCUUUUUUGGUGUUUUACAAACGGUAGGCCAACCCCUCUUUUACGCUUCUGCUACUCUCUGUUCAUCAUAUAUGCAUAGUCACUUUAACCAUAUGUACAUGUACAUACUACCUCAAUCAGCCUGACUAACCGGUGUCUGUAUGUAGCCUGGCUACUUUUAUAGCCUCGCUACUGUAUAUAGCCGGUCUUUUUACUGUUGUUUUAUUUCUUUACUUACCUAUUGUUCACCUAACACCUUUUUUGCACUAUUGGUUAGAGCCUGUAAGUAAGCAUUUCACUGUAAGGUCUACACCUGUUGUACUCGGCGCACGUGACAAAUAAGCUUUGAUUUGAUAUAGAUGGCCAUUCCUAAAAUGUAAUUUCAGGUGACACUGUAGGCUAUACUUCAGUAAGAACGGACUGACGCCUUUUGGACAUCUUUUUUUGGUCCUGUCCAGACUGGAUGUAUUUUUUUGGUCCUGUCCAGACUGGAUGUCUUUUUUUGGUCCUGUCCAGACUGGAUGUCUUUUUUUGGUCCUGUCCAGACUGGAUGUCUUUUUUUGGUCCUGUCCAGACUGGAUGUCUUUUUUUGGUCCUGUCCAGACUGGAUGUCUUUUUUUGGUCCUGUCCAGACUGGAUGUCUUUUUUUGGUCCUGUCCAGACUGGAUGUCUUUUUUUGGUCCUGUCCAGACUGUCUUUUUUUGGUCCUGUCCAGACUGGAUGUCUUUUUUUGGUCCUGUCCAGACUGGAUGUCUUUUUUUGGUGCAGACGUCUAUGAUUAGUUCAGAUUUUGUCUGGUCAAGACCAGCCUUGAUUUGGCCCAAACAUAGAUAAAAUUAUGUCUAUACAUUAUGUCUUUUCAACUCUAAUUCAGAACUGAAAAUGAACCUGAUUUCAAUGUCCAGAAAAUACGUAUUUCAACAUCUGGAAAAUACUUAUUUUCACCUUUCAUUCAGAACCUAAAUGGAACCGAACUUCAACGUCUGGAAAAAUAAGUAUUUUAGACGUCUUUUCAAUGUAAUUUUGAUUACUGGGACUAUUCUUGUAUGGGUGGCAAUUUUCUUUUGUCUGGCCUAGGAUGGCAGAAUGGCCAGGACUGGCCCUGGUCACAACCCUGCCCACUGACAUCCAGAUGGGGCGAGCCAUAUUGUGCUGCUGUCAUUAUUUUUUAUAUCCUAGUCAGAGGAAACAGAGGACAUGGCAGAUCUUUGUCUAAUUGUCUCCUUCCUGUCACAGGAUGAAACGUCAUCACUGUGCUGACAUCCCCACUACACACAAUAUUGUAUGACUCUAUUGUCUAUGUGUAAGACUCUAUUGUAUAUGUGUAUGGCUCUAUUGUCCAUGAUUAGGCUUGUAUUGGAUGGAUGCAGCUUUACCCCAGACUAAAAGCUGAGCGUGUUUAGAGGCAAUUUGUGUUGUAUAGAAUGAACACAGUUGCCAUAAUUGCAAUAUGGUUAUUAUUGGCUCCAAGGUCAUGUAGCCUCAUCAUCAUCAUUUGGCUGCAUGAUAAUCAACCAUAAGCUUCCUCAAGUUGCUAAGGUGGUUGAAAGCCACUUGUCUUCAUCCAUCCCCCAUCAGGCCUUGAAUGUAUGUGAGAUAUGUUCACUGGUGCUGUGGUCUUUUUCUACCAAGUGAUGGAUUGUAAAGGGUAUAUCACUUUGCAGGCUUUUUGCUCUUCAUGUAGAAAAAAACAGGCGCCAAGCCUUAAAUAACACACCUGAUUCAACUGAAAUCUUGAUUAAAGAAUAUGAUAUAUGUUGAGACAGGUGUCAUACUGCUUGGACUGGAGGUCAGGGCCACGGCUUUAGACUAGAUUCUAGACACAUACGUCUGUUUGACUUUGUAUGUUAGCUCAACAGCACUGAAUAGUCUUGGAACCACAGGGCUAAAACAUUCAGCCAUGCAGGAACCAAACUGGCAUAUUACAAACAUCCUGAUGACAGUUUAAGAUGUUGUUGGUGGUAUUUGGGUUCAUCUUUCUGACAUGUAGCAGACAGCAGUACAAGGCCAUGGGUCAUUUCCUGCUCAUUUACAUAGUUUGGACUUGACAGCAGUGUUUGGUCUUCAUCGUGGUUCAAGUUCUUAGAUGGUUCAUGAGAUUUGUACAGAGAUAGGUACAUAGUACAGCCACUGUGUGAGAUGAUGAAACAUUGUCCACUAGUGAAAACUUUUUCACCUGGUGUAAAAUGUUGUUGUACAGUAUAAAAUGGUAUCUGUUUUAUAAGUACACUACUGUUCAAAAGUUUGGGGUUACUUAGAAUGUCCUUGUUUUUGAAAGAAAAUUUAAAAAAAAGUCCAUUAAAAUAACAUAAAAUUGAUCAGAAAUACAGUGUAGACAAUGUUAAUGUUGUAAAUUACUAUUGUAGCUGGAAACAGAUGAUUUUAAUGGAAUAUCUACAUAGGUGUACAGAGGCCGUUAUCAGCAACCAUCACCCCUGUUUUCCAAUGACAUGUUGUGUUAGCUAAUCCAAGUUGAUCAUUUUAAAAGGCUAAUUGAUCAUUAGAAACCCCUUUUCCAAUUAUGUUAGCAUAGCUGAAAACUGUUGUACUGAUUAAAGAAGCAAUAAAACUGGCCUUCUUUAGACUAGUUGAGUAUCUGAAGCAUCAGCAUUUGUGGGUUCGAUUACAGGCUCAAAAUGGCCAGAAACAAAUAACUUUCUUCUGAAACUUGUCAGUUUAUUCUUGUUCUGAGAAAUGAAGGCUAUUCCAUGCGAGAAAUUGUCAUGAAACUGAAGAUCUCGUACAACGUUGUGUACUAUGUUCAAUAUAUGCAUCAUAAUGCAUAUCAUCAGUUUAGCAGCACUGAAAAUAACGCACUGUUUGAACUUCAAGAUCUGUCUCAGAAGUGUACGCGCCUCCCCGCGUCUCUCUCACUGUGAAAGGGCGGGGGUGGAGAGAGGAGGCAAGAAAAAGGAAUUGUUUCCAAUCCUCGCAUUCAUCAACAUUAGCAGCAAUUGUAGCUGUAACGGUAAUGAUGUGUAUGAUGAUACCAAGGCAGGACUUGUGUCCUUAGGAUAAUAACGACAGAUGUAGAACCCUCAAGCCAAAUUGUCUACAGAUGCAACCCAGCACAGAUGUGGUCAAAUACGAUACACAUCACUCAUCACUUGCAUCUGCCUGUCAACGUUCUUUCGAAGUCUUUUUUUGUCUCACAUUUAAUAUCUCAUUGCAAGCCACUGGGCACAGACGUAAGUUCAACAUCUAGUUUCGAUUUACAUUUGCUUGAGUUGUCAAUUAACGUGAAUUGAACGUGAAAUCAACCGGAGAAAAUAAAUUCCCUUACGUUGUUGGCGUUUUGCAAAUCUUGAAAUGACGUGGAAACAACGUUGAGUCAUCCAGUUGUUGCCCAGUGGGAAGAUUUAUUUUAUUUGAUCGUUUGUCUGUUUAGGGUGGGACAUUGUAAAAGAGGGCCAGAGAGAGAGAGAGACAGGGAGAGAAUAGUCCAGAUGUGACGCGCUGCCGGACGAGCCAGACACGACGAUCCAGUGUUGUUGAUGAAGAAUAGAAAAUGUUCUACCAUCGAGGGAAAGUCUGCGCUAUUGACGGGCUUUCUCAUUUAUAACGGGUGUAUGUGUGUGUCUGGUUAACCGUCAGAGGUGAAGGAUCAGAGGUCACAGCAGGUCGGAGGCUAGAGGUCAGGGGUCAUGUCUACUGUGGCAUUCCAGAACCUUCCUCUCAACAUUUAUAUGGUCAUCUUCGGGACCGGAGUCUUCGUCUUCGUCCUGAGCCUCAUCUUCUGCUGUUACUUCAUCAGUAAACUGAGGCACCAGGCCCAACGAGAGAGGUUUGGAUAUAAAGCGGUGGUGUUCAAAGGGGAUACAAAGAAACUCAAUCUACACGGGCAGACAUGUGCUGUGUGCUUGGAGGACUUCAGAGUGAAAGAUGAGCUAGGAGUGUUGCCAUGCCAACAUGCCUUUCACCGGAGAUGCCUGGUGAAGUGGCUGGAGGUGCGCUGUGUGUGUCCCAUGUGUAACAAGCACAUCGCUGGGCCACCUGAACAACGCCACAGCCUAGGCACACUGCUGGAUGAACUGGUGUAGUGGGUUGCUAUGGCGAUACAGCUGGAAAUGAGUGGUGUAGCAAGUUGCUAUGACGAUGCAGCUGGAAAGGACUGGUGUAGCCCGUUGCUAUGACGAUACAGCUGGAACGGACUAGUGUAGGAUGUUGCUAUGGUGGUACGACCGGAACAGACUGGUUUAGAGGUCCCGGAACGGACUAUACAUUGCUGAAGCAAAAUGACCUGACAAUCUGUUAUUAGGGACCAGUGACGAAACCACAUGACACCAUAACUAUAGGGAAACAUAGCUUCAGACUUCACACACUCAUGUAUUGAUAAGGAGAUGGGACACACGUGUGGCAGGUAGCCUAUCAGUUAGAGCUUUGGGCCAGGUUGCUUGUUUGAAUCCCCGAGCUGACAAGGUGUAAGUCUGUCGACGUGCUCUUGAAAAAGCCACUUAACCCUAAUUGCUCCAGGGUUGCUGUUGAUAACGCCAGACCCUGGCUGUGACCCCACUCUCUGAGGGGGUCUCAGGGAGAGUUGGGAUAUGCAAAAAAACAAAUGAUAUAGGACAAAUAUAAGCACCCACCAAAUUAUUACCAUUAUGGGUACUGUAGUAUGUCAUGCUACGCCUUAUCAUGUAGAAUCAGUAAUUUAAUGACUGACUGCCCGAGCCUCUACAGUACGCACUCCACCAGUAAGCCCACUUUUCAACAGACUUCUUCAUGAAGAAAGGAUUCACAAAGCCACAAAAUCUGGGACUAAAACUCCACUCUCAACCCUCAGUCACUGUCUGGAAGAGGGGCUACCUGUGAAAAGAGAACUUGAGAACUCAAGGGCUGUAUUGUUGAACGCCCAGAUAGAAAUAUAUGAUGUAGAACAGACAUCCCUUUCUGAAAUCUGGAGUGAAGAAUCGUUUCAGCUCUAUUCAUGGCAUAUCUAUCUGCAAUGUCCAGUAUGUUACACCUUGGGGAUGAUGACAUACAGGUAUCAUUAUUGUGACACAGUCUUUCCUAUGUCACAUGUCUGUCUGUCUGUCUGUCAGGUCUGUGUGUGUCAGGUUUGCAUCCUGCUUAUAUUAAGUGGGUGUGACAUACACUCCUGUUUUGAACUGUAGGAGGGACCAACAACUACAUUUUUUAUCCUGACUAGUAUUUCCUUGCCAAACAAGCCUUUCCAGUUAAUUAUAUUUAAAGUGAAGGGAGAUUUGGAACCAUUCCUUUCUGUGUGGUAACGUGUACUGAAGCAAAGGCACUGCCCAACGGCAAAGUAAACAUUCCCCAUGUGUACAAUAUCUGCUUUUGUAAAAAUGAGAAAAUACAAUGUGUCCUGUUUUGAUCCAUGUCCAA
Salvelinus fontinalis (brook trout) is the source of this 7740-nucleotide messenger RNA. Its product is annotated as RING finger protein 122. Lineage: Eukaryota; Metazoa; Chordata; Actinopteri; Salmoniformes; Salmonidae. The record is from RefSeq and is a predicted model, not a curated record. The coding region runs from base 6039 to 6434 and encodes 131 amino acids. The transcript is spliced from 6 exons.